Messenger RNA from Peromyscus maniculatus bairdii (prairie deer mouse), 2673 nucleotides. The record is from RefSeq and is a predicted model, not a curated record. NCBI's taxonomy places the organism in Eukaryota, Metazoa, Chordata, Mammalia, Rodentia, Cricetidae.
UUCCUGCAGCUGCAGUUUACUUUGUAUGUAUGUAUAUGUGUGUAUACAUAUGUAUAUAUAUGUAUAGAUUAGGAGCACACUGAGAUUGAUGAAUUUACAUAUUUUGCAAAUCUGAAUUUCAGUAGAAGCUGUGUGUGUACUCAAAACAAUGCCUACCUAAGCCUGGGUACACAGACACAGGGUUAUAAAGAACUGAUCAUUGGCAGGUGAAGUGCACACAUCUGUAAUGCCCACCACUUGGCAGUGAAGGCAGAAGGUAGAUAGCCUGGGCUACAUAGCACGACUGCUGUAUCAGAAAAGAAACAAAUUUAAAAACAACAAAAAUUUAAAAAAGAAAACACCUAGAAAUGAUCAUUGAAACCACUCUAGAGAGAAUUAACAGAGGACUGAAGACCUAGCUUUUAAAAAAAAAAAAAAAAAAGUAGAUGGAGGAGAAAAAAAUUCAGCAAAGAGAAAAAAAAAUCCCAAAUCAAAAGAAUGCGCGCGCGCCCACACACGCCCACACACACACAGACUCUCCACAGUGCUUGGUGAAGACUUAAAUAUUUCCUGAGUCGGUGGAAGAAAUAAAUUUCAUGAGGAUGGCAGAGUGCAGACAGUCACAAAUGAGGUUGGUCCUUAAGAAAAACGAACUGGAUUCCCAUUCUACCCAGAAAGUGCCGCGCUUCCUGCUUGACCCCCCGCCCGGGCGCAAGUGCUGCGCAGCGCUAAGAACGUCAUGCUGUUGCUGAGGAAGACAAAACUGGCUCAAAGUUCCAGACUCUGAUCGUUUUAAUGGCCGAGACAGGAGGUGGCAGCCUAAAACCCCCGGCCUCCGUGGUAUAGAUGAAGUCUCAGGUUACAGCGUGAACCAGCCAGAAAAGCAGCAGCCCGCCCGAGGAGCCCAGGCACAAGGGGGAACGCGCUGCCGGUGGUCGGGGGCGACUGUCGGGAACCGUGAAAAAAAAGAUGAGCACACUCGGCUGUGCCCCCAGGGACGACGGUGAGGAGAAGGACGAGGACGUGAGUGAACACGGCGAGAUCGAUCCGAAGCCUAAAGGCAAGAAAGAGCUGGAGCUGCACGCGAAACGGGAACCGGACGAAAGGGCCGUCCGCAUCCCCAUCCCGGAAGUGCUCCAGCAGCGGCUGGCGGACGACUGUUACUACAUCAACCGCAGGCGGCGGCUGGUGAGGCUGCCGUGCCAGACCAACGUGGGGGCCAUCCUGGAGUGCUACGUGCGCCACUUCUCGGCCAGCGCGCUGGCCUCGGGGGACCGGCGCCCGCAGCCCCAGCGCGCAGCGCCCGAGAGGAACGUGGGCCUUUGCAGGGAGAUGGCGGACGGGCUGCGCAUCACCUUCGACCACGCGCUCCCCUUGGUGCUGCUCUACCCCCAGGAACAGGCACAGUAUGAGAUGGUGACUUCCUCCACCUUUUUCUUUCCCACGGAGGAGAAAGCCACCACCGAUCCAGCCAGGAGCCAGGAGGGGCCCUGGCCUGGCCCGUCCACACCGCAGCCCUCCUCGGAGAGCCAGCCCGUGGCGGGGCCGGCCGCCCCCAAGAGGCGCAAAGCGGAGGCGGAAGCGCCGCGGGCUCCCAGGAGGUCCAUGCGACACACCACCCACUGGCAGUCCGAGGACCGGGCCUCCCCUCAGGCCAAGCGCAGUGUGCCCAAGCUGUUCCCGCACUUGCAAAAGACACCUGUGCACGGCGCAUCACCUUCCCCCCUUGCUCUGGCUCUAGGGACGGAAGGGAGUGCAAUGUUUGCUGGCUUGGAAGGGACAAGUGAGGAAAUAAAUGAGGUCCUCUCCUGGAAGCUUGUGCCUGACAAUUACCCACCAGGACACCAGCCACCUCCUCCCUCAUACAUUUAUGGCGCCCAGCAUUUACUGCGAUUGUUUGUGAAACUUCCAGAGAUUCUUGGGAAGAUGUCCUUCACUGAGAAGAAUCUGAAAGCGUUACUGAAGCACUUGGAUCUCUUUCUGAGGUUUUUAGCAGAGUACCAGGCUGAGUUCUUCCUGGAGUCGGCGUAUGUCUCCGCCUGCGAGGCGCACUACAGCAGCAAGAACCCCAGGACAAUCUGUUAAAGUUUUGAGGGCUCUGUAAACACAGCCGCGCUCCACCUGGCUCGGUGUUUUCUGUUCUAGGUGGGCCCACCCUGGGGGAGGAGGGGCUCGGAGAGCGGGCAGGCUUGGGUAUUUGAGGUAUUCCCAUACUGUAGUUUUUUUUGUUGUUGUUGUUGUUAAGAAUGACUUCCUGAGCUAUGUGUGGUUGUCAUGCCCAUAGGGAGGUAAAGUGGCUUCAUUAAUUAAAAACAAACAAACAUACAUGCUAUUUCACCGGCUGUGAGUGACAGCAAGAAGCAGCCACUGCUGUGUUCGGAGGGAACAUUCAUGAAAAUAAACAUGGGUUAGGCUGUCUGUCAGACAUCACAGUAGGUUGUUGGCAAGAACCACACUGUAGAUAUUUCUUAGCAUUCAAAUGUUUUUGAAGACUUUUCUAGUGUGAUGAGACUAGAGAACUGUUCAGCACAUGUGAGCUCAGCACAUGGACAUAGGGUCAUCUCAAUAUUUUAGGGGAAAAUCUUCUGACAGUAAAAGAGAAUUUGCAACUAUAGAGUCUGUAACUGUUCCCUUUCUGUGAAACGUUAUUCUUGGUGAUCUAAAUAAAGCAUUAUUUGUCUUGUUUGAAAAAAA